AUGGACAUCUGGAACAAUAUAAGAAGAAUAAUUCAAUUAUAUGACGAUGAGGAGGACAAUGAGAGUGUUUUAAUAUUUGCUGCUCUUUUAGAAGAGCAGAACUUCUAUUCAAAAAGCCGUUGUAGGGAUUCAAUUUUACAAGGGGAAGCGUAUCUUAUGGAGAUUCUAAACGGCCAUAGAGAAAGAUGUUACGAAAAUUUAAGGAUGUACCUUAAAGUUUUAAGAACAUUGUGUAGUACCCUGAAAGCUCAUAAUCAAAGGAAUCAUGUUGUAGAAGAGAGAUUUCAACACUCCACUGAAACCAUUUCCAGACACUUCCAUGCUGUGUUGAAUGCAAUUUGCGUGAGAGCUAUAGAUGGAGCCCACAUUCCUGCAACUCUGCGAAUAGCUACACAACUUCCAUUUCGUGGUAGAAAUGGUCAUACCACACAAAAUGUAAUGGUUGUAUGUGACUUUGACAUGAGAUUCACAUAUGUGUUAGCUGGGUGGGAAGGCUCCGCUAAUGAUUCGAGAAUCCUAAAGGAGUAUAUUGAGAAUGAGGCAAUGAACUUUCCAGCUCCACCACUAGGUAAGUAUUAUUUGAUGAACUCAGGGUAUGCCAAUAAGCUUGGUUAUUUGGCCCCAUUUCGAGGUCUUACUUACCACUUUCACGAAUACCGUAGGAGUAGACCACCCCGUGGUCGGAAGGAAGUAUUCAAUCAUAGGCAUUCAUCUUUGAGAAAUAUAAUUGAGCGAUGCUUUGGGUUGUUGAAGAUGAGAUUUGCUAUUUUGAAGGCAAUGCCUCCUUAUAAGUUUUCAACACAAGUAUUGAUUGUAAUGGUUUGUUGCACAUUACAUAACUUCAUUAGAAAUCAGCAUCAGCCUGAUGAUUUAUUUGAUGGUGACGAUCUUCCUCAAAGUGAUGGUGAAGACGAUGAGAUUGUUGAGCAUGUGCCUCCGGCUCAGCGUCUAGAAAUGGAUCAGUUAUGUAAUACUAUUGCUGAUCGAAUCUGGAAUUCUCUUGGGCACUAUUGA
Molecule: messenger RNA, 1014 nt
Organism: Cornus florida
Lineage: Eukaryota; Viridiplantae; Streptophyta; Magnoliopsida; Cornales; Cornaceae
Product: protein ALP1-like
Exons: 4
Coding region: 1-1014 (337 amino acids)
Source: RefSeq, a predicted model, not a curated record